GUCGAGGGGCCGCAGGGCCGGGGUCUCGGGUUUUGGGGCUGACGGUCCAGACGGGGCGGAGCCGUGAGGACUGGGGACGGGCGGCGCGAGGCGGCCGGGCUCAGAAGGAGGGAGGCGGCUGCAGGGUGAAUGGUGCAUGCUCCGUAGCAGAGCCCCAGGUGUGCACCUCAGAAAGAAGAAAGCGACGAAACGAAUAACAUGAGGUCCAGUAGAAGCCGACUUUUUGUUCAAGGCAGGGAAGUAAAAGCAAACCAUUGCUCUUUCCCCAGUGACAUCCUUUAUUUUGUUACUUGAAGCAUCCAGCUUUUCUAACAUUCAUGAUGCCGGAAGGGAAAUUGCCUUCCAAUAAAAGACCGCGUCGGAGUUUAUCAAGUAGCAGAACUAAAAAAAAUGAAUCUAAGUCUAUUGUUUUGUUUUUUAACAAUGUACCACCUGCUAAACUUGCCUGUCCCAUUUGUAGUAAAAUGGUGCCAAGGUAUGACUUGAACCGGCACCUUGAUGAAAUGUGUGCUGACCCCGGUGAUGUCACUCCAGCUGACCCUGGGCAUGGUAGCUUAAUGAAUUCCAAUGUGUCCACUGUAGAUUUAACCAAUACUGCCAUAGACAAUGUAACACCACAGAAGUCAUCACCAUUAAAGACAAAUUUAACCCUUGACCAAAGCGAUUCAGCAAAACCAGGCGUAAAAAAGCAGACGAGUCCCUACUUUAAAAGUAGCAAUGAUGAGGCACGUAAAAAUCAAGAUGAGCCAAGUCCACGUAAUGUCAAAGUCAUUCCUUUGGGAAGCCUGUCAUCUAAAUUAUCCAGAAGAUACAUAAAGGCAAAAAGAUCAAUAGAGAAGAAUGAGGAGUUUGCCAAUCAUACUCCACAGAGUUCCUCAGCCAUGGGGGUUAGGACGGUUAACUGUUCAGAGACCGAGGACAAAGAUCAGAUGUUGGAGAACAGUUCUCAAAAAGAAAACUUAUUUAUAUGUGAUUCUCUUAUGGAACAAAACACUGAAAAUACUGUAGAAGGUGCUAAGUUAGUAGAAGCAGCAAAGCAAAGCUCUACGCAGGAAGGUGGGAGAUCAGCCCUCGCUCCUGCUUUCUCAGAUAGUGCUCCUAUGGCGUCAGCACCAGAAUUAACUCUGGGGAGUAAACUACAGCCAGCUUCAGAGGCCAGUCUGGCAAAGCAGGAGAGAAUCAGUCAAGUACAGGGAGAAGGUGCUGAAAAAUGCAAGGCAGAUGUUGAAGUCACAAUGGCUGUGGCUUCGGAAGCUAAAACGCAGGUGUCAGAUUGGGAGGCACAAUCUCACGGUUCUGCACAUGAUGCUUCUAAGGGGAGUGACAUCCCCAAAUGCCCUCUGGAAGGUGACAGUGGCUUAAUGAAUGAAGUCACUGGCGGAGCUGCCUUGGAGCAGGGAUCAAGCUGUGACGGUCCUGGUCAAACAGUUCCAACAGCCUUGAGCCAUCCUUACUACCUUCGGAGUUUCCUUGUGGUGCUGGGAGCCGUACUUGAGAAUGAAGAUGAUAGGAUGCUCUUCGACGAACAGGACAAGGAAAUCGUGGCUAAAUUUUACCAGUUAUCAGACAGUGGUCAGAAAUUAUAUGUAAGACUUUUCCAACGGAAGUUCAGCUGGAUUAAGCUGAGUAAAUUGGAAUAUGAAGAGAUCGCCCCUGACUUGACCCCCGUGGUUGGAGAGCUGCAGCGAGCUGGCUUUCUGCACACAGAAUCUGAGUUGCAAGAACUCCCUGAAGUGCUUGAACUGCUUUCUGCUCCCGAACUGAAAACCCUGGCAAAGACCUUCCACUUGGCGAACCCCAGUGCCCAGAAGCAGCAGCUGGUGGACGCUCUGCUCGGACUGGCCAGACAGCCGUCUGUCUGCACUUGGGGGAGGAAGCCGCCUGGAGUCGGGGCAGUGAUUUUGAAAAGAGCCAAGGCUUCUGCAGGACCCUCGCUGAGGCUGUGUAAAGGCCCCCGAGCCGUCUUCUCCAGAGUCCUGCUGCUUUUCUCUCUGACUGACUCCCUGGAGGAGGAGGAGGCGUCCUGUGGGGGGCAGGGCCAGCUGUCCACCGUGCUGCUGGUCAACCUGGGCCGCGUGGCCUUCCCUCAGUACACCGUCCAUCGGGAGACCCAAAUCUUCCAGGACCGAGAGGACCUCAUCAGAUACGCAGCCGCCGCCCACAUGCUGAGUGACAUCGCCGCCGCCAUGGCCAGCGGGAACUGGAAGGAAGCACACGAGCUCUCUCAGUGCGCCAAGAGGGACUGGAGCAGACUGAAAAACCACCCUUCCCUGAGGUACCACGAGAACUUACCGCUCUUUCUGCGCUGCUUUACUGUUGGGUGGAUUUACACAAGAAUCCUCUCUCGGGCCGUCGAAAUCCUGCAGCGGCUUCACAUGUACGAGGAAGCAGUCAAGGAACUCGAGGACCUCCUGUCCCAGAAGAUCUACUGUCCCGACAGCAGAGGGCGCUGGUGGGAUCGGCUGGCUCUCAACCUGCACCAGCACCUGAAACGCCUGGAACCGGCCAUCAAGUGCAUCACCGCAGGGCUGGCAGAUCCCGAGGUGAGAACGGGGCACCGCCUUUCCUUGUAUCAGAGAGCUGUGCGGCUGAGAGAGUCCCCGAGCUGUCAGAAGUACCGGCACCUCUUCCGCCGGCUGCCAGAAAUCACGGUGCACGACGUGAAACACGUGACCAUCACGGGCCGGCUGUGCCCACAGCACGGGAUGGGCAAGUCCGUGUUUGUGAUGGAAGCCGGAGGGUCUGCCGCCCCCACCACCGUGCUGUGCUCUGUGGAGGAGCUGGCGCUGGCCUAUUACAGACGCAGUGGCUUCGACCAAGGAAUCCACGGGGAAGGGUCCACCUUCAGCACUCUGUUCGGCCUGCUCCUGUGGGACGUCAUCUUCAUGGACGGCAUUCCGGACGUCUUCAGGAACGCCUACCAGGCAUUCCCGCUGGACUUGCACACAGACGGCUUCUACGCCAGCCGGGGGCCGGCCAUCGAGGCCAGGCUGCAGCGGAUCCACGGCGCCCCCGCCGAGCACCUGCGAGCCUGGGUGGCGGACGUGUGGCAGGCCCAGGAAGGCAGAGCGGCUUCCGUAGUCAGCUGGGAUCGCUUUGCUUCUCUUCAGCAAGCUCAGGACCUGGUUUCCUGCUUGGGCGGCCCCAUCCUGAGCGGCGUGUGCCGGCGCCUGGCUACGGACUUCCGGCACUGCCGAGGGGGCCUGCCGGACCUGGUGGUGUGGAACUCCCAAAAUCAUCGCUUCAAGCUGGUGGAAGUUAAGGGCCCCAGUGACCGCCUCUCCCAGAAGCAGAUGCUCUGGCUGGAUGAGCUGCAGAAGCUGGGGGCUGAUGUCGAAGUCUGCCACGUGGUUGCUGUGGGCGCCAAGAGCAAAGGCCUUGGCUGAGAGCUGUGGAUCCAGGAUUUUCAAAAGCUUAAGUGCAAUUACGUUUGUUUCAUUUUGACUUUGUUACUGGUGGCAAUAAACCUGAGAGUAAACUUGA
Messenger RNA from Artibeus jamaicensis (Jamaican fruit-eating bat), 3483 nucleotides. It is a transcript of the gene FAN1, whose product is annotated as FANCD2 and FANCI associated nuclease 1. Gene Ontology annotation, cellular component: nucleus. Gene Ontology annotation, biological process: interstrand cross-link repair. Gene Ontology annotation, molecular function: 5'-flap endonuclease activity; flap-structured DNA binding; 5'-3' exonuclease activity. The record is from RefSeq and is a predicted model, not a curated record. NCBI's taxonomy places the organism in Eukaryota, Metazoa, Chordata, Mammalia, Chiroptera, Phyllostomidae. The transcript has 14 exons. Bases 318 to 3386 code for a protein of 1022 amino acids.